Molecule: messenger RNA, 661 nt
Organism: Glycine soja
Lineage: Eukaryota; Viridiplantae; Streptophyta; Magnoliopsida; Fabales; Fabaceae
Exons: 2
Coding region: 64-309 (81 amino acids)
Source: RefSeq, a predicted model, not a curated record
GCUGGGUUGGUUUAUUUAGCAGCGGCCUGAGCUGGGGCCAAGAGGGGAAGGUGAGAAGCGAAGAUGAACAGCGACACAAAAGCCAACAGCAACGUUGGAGGGGGAUCCAGAUCGAGGUUGAAUCACUACCUCUAUAGCGGUGACAAGAAACAUGUCUUCGUUGGUUUAACUCUCAUCACCGCUGUCUUUACCGUCCCAUGGUUCCUUAUGAACAGAGGGACCAAACACCAAUCUCAUCAAGAUUACUUGGAAAAAGCUGAUAAAGCAAGGAGCCAAAGACUCUCAUCCAGUUCUGCUUCUGCCAAAUGAGCUUCAUCAAUAUUCUGUUGAAGAGCAUACUUUUUCCGGUAACACUUAAUUAAAAGGCUUUAAAUAUGUUUGUUGGAUGUCCUUUUCUCUCUAGUUUUAUUCUAUGGAAUGGAGAUCCAUCUUCCUUUUUCCGUUGUCCCGUACUGCUAAAUUAGUUUUUUAUUUGGGAAAACAAAAAAGAAAUGAUGUAUAAGAAAAUUUCCUUAUAUAAUAAAAUUGGUUAGGUAUGAUUUACCUGUUUGAAGCACAGCAACUGGAUAGGGAGACUUCUCAUUGUAUGUGUGUGCACAUGUAGAAUGUAUCCCGUUUUUCGUAUGCAUUGGUAAUAAUUUCAUUGCAAUGUUUGUAUUAA